Molecule: messenger RNA, 1727 nt
Organism: Striga asiatica
Lineage: Eukaryota; Viridiplantae; Streptophyta; Magnoliopsida; Lamiales; Orobanchaceae
Source: the annotation of a GenBank genome assembly
UUUUAAUCUGCUAACUAAAAUUGAAGGCCCAAACAUAACUUACUGCGAAAUCCUGAUUCCUGAUUUCUGCAGUCAAAACCCUCAUACGCGCGACAAUUUGAUUAAAUCCAUCCCUCUGGCCUCCGAUCCAACCAUCGUCGAUUCCCGAGAUUCCCUCUCCAUUCCAAUUAGGGUUCCGGCGAAUUUGAAUUUAAGAGAUGGUGCUUACGCAGAAAAUACACGACGCGUUCAAGGGAACGGUUGAACGAAUCACGAGCCCUCGCACCGUCUCCGCCUUCAAAGAGAAAGGCGUUCUUAGCGUCAAUGAGUUUAUUCUCGCCGGCGAUAAUCUCGUCUCCAAGUGUCCCACCUGGUCCUGGGAAUCAGGCGAGCCUGGCAAGAGGAAGUCAUAUUUGCCCCAAGAUAAACAAUUCUUGAUAACGAGAAAUGUCCCAUGCCUUCGUAGAGCUGCCUCGAUCGAGGAGGAAUAUGAGGCCGCAGGUGGUGAAGUUUUGCUUGAUAAUGAGGACAAUGAUGGUUGGCUGGCAACUCAUGGAAAACCUAAAGAUAAUAAGCAUGAUGAAGAAGAUGAGUUGCCCUCAAUGGAGACACUAGAAAUCAGCAAGAAGAAUACAAUUCAAUCGAUCCCAUCUUAUUUUGGAGGGGAGGCGGAAGAGGAUAUCCCGGAUAUGGCAGAAUUUGAUGAAGCAGACAACCUUGUUGAGAAUGAUCCUGCAACACUUCAGACUACAUAUCUUGUCGCCCAUGAGCCUGAUGAUGACAACAUUCUAAGAACCAGAACAUAUGAUGUUAGCAUCACGUAUGACAAAUAUUACCAAACUCCUCGGGUCUGGCUCACUGGAUAUGAUGAGUCGAGGAUGCUUUUGAAACCAGAACAUGUUCUUGAAGAUGUCAGUCAAGACCACGCACGCAAGACGGUUACUAUUGAAGACCAUCCACACUUGCCAGGGAAACAUGCUUCUGUACAUCCGUGCCGCCAUGGGGCUGUAAUGAAGAAAAUUAUUGAUGUUUUAAUGUCAAGAGGAGUUGAGCCUGAAGUUGACAAGUACCUCUUCUUGUUCUUGAAAUUUGUGGCUUCUGUGAUCCCGACCAUAGAAUAUGAUUACACGAUGGACUUCGAUAUUGGUAGCUCUAGCUGCUGAGUCUGAAGGUCAUUUGGAUGUCUCUGAAUAUAGCUUAUCCAACUGAGUUCGUUUUAGUUACCUAAUCAAUUAGGUCAUUAAGGUCCCAGAAGGAUUUCGGACAGACUUAUUUGAGUUUAUCGAUAGUGUUUUUCGUCUAAACUGAUGAUUCCGAACUAUUUUUGUGCUUUUGCAGAUGGGGUACUGGCAAGCAAUUUAUCGUGAGACUGUGAAGCCCUCAACUCAUCUGUGCUACUUGCUGCAACCUGUCAUCCUUGUGCAUAAAACUCAUUUGAACUUAAUUACUGGAUUUGCUCUGUGAUUAUCGGCUCCCCCUUACCUGAAAGUGUAAAUGGAUAAAAUUACUGUGCGCUGGCACUUGUGUUUAUUUGUGUCUUAAGAUUGCUUGUUUAUCAUAAUUAAACUCGUUUGUCUACAUGCCCUCUACGUGAACUUCUCUUAUGCUAAGAAUAUCUGUGGUUUAACAGCCAGCCAUUUAUUUUCAAUAUUAUGACAACAAUGUGAGUCAUGCUGUAUGGACGAAACCAGAGGGCAUAUGAUAUCUUUUCGAGUACUCUUUUCAAGUACUUGUUUCUAACAUAGUAA